AUGGAAUCCCUUUAUUUUCAAUUAAAAGAUCCAAAGAUACAACAGAUAGAUAUAUUUUUAGAAAAAACAGAAAGUCCAUAUUCGGAGUAUUUCAAAAAUUUAGUAAAGAAUGUGACUGCUGCAUUAUUGGAAACAAGGGAUAUCAAUCUUUAUUUGAAACCUCUGGAAAUUUAUUUCAAUGAGAUUGAAAACGUUGAAUUCAGAGAUAUAAUAUGGAAAUUAAAAAUACUACUGCACUGCGUUUGUUUAAUGUGGGCGAAUUCGAGAUACUAUACCAUGCAAAGAAUUAUUGCUCUGUUGCGAGAAAUUUCAAAUUUAUUGAUCUCUCAGGCAGUGAAACAUAUAAAUCCGUCGACUUUAUUCGAAGGAGACAUCGAAGACAAUAAAGUGAAGAUAGCAGAGGUAAUACCGAUUCUCAGCAAUUAUCAAGAAUUGUUUCGAACAUUUAAAGAGAAGGUAGAAGGUUAUUUUAAAUCGCAAGAACCUAUACCUUGGUCAUUUCACGAGAAGUUAGUUUUCGAAAGAAUUCAUAUGUUCGAGAAGAGGCUUAAGGAAAUCGAGUCAUUAUUUGAUACGGUACAAGAUUAUUUGAAACUAGAAAGAAUAGAAAUAUCUGGUUUAAAAGCGAAAUCAUUGCAAUAUAUGGCUAAUAAUAUUUAUGAGGAAUUUGUUAAAUUGUAUCAACAAUUUGGAGACGUAUCCUAUGAAGUUUUAAUGCCUGAAGAAGAACAAUUUACUACAGAUUUAGAUGAAUUCUUCGCCAUGAUAGAGCAGUUCGAUCGACGAUUGGCAAGCAUUUUUGACCAAGCAUUUGCAGAAUGUCACAACCUAGAGUCGUUUUUUAAAUUUGUCUGGAUAAUGGGUGUAAUUGCCAAUAGACCUAUAAUAAUGGCACAAUUGUGGCACAACUAUGAAGAAAUAAUUCAGAGAAUAGAUCAACACUUUAGUAACAUUAAGAUUUUAUUCGACAACAAUUUCAAUCCUGAGAUAAAAGAUGUGCAUUUGUCACUGAAUAGACAUUUACCCCCAGUGGCUGCAUCCCUGUGUUUAUUAAUGAAACUUCAUGAAAUAACUCGUUUCCCAGUGCAAUGUAUCAAAUUAAUUGAUCAUCCUUUAAUUAAUGACAAAAUGGAAAAUGUACUCAAGAGCAAAUACGAAGAACUGGAGGCGAUUAUCGAGGAAAAAGAGAAGCAAAUAUUUACCGCUUGGGCAGAGAAACUGCCAGAAAUUUGGGAAACCCACUUGACGAAAACACUUUUAAAAAUUAGGGAGGAUAAGCUGUUCGAAAUGAAUUUCGAUCUGGCUGAGAGUGUACCAGUAGAAUUCCAAUUAGUGGAAGACGAAGUUGAAAACAUCGAUGACUUAAUUAAUUAUGGCCAAGAACAUUAUAAUUGGAACUCGGAAGAGGUUCCGGAAUACAUCGACAAUUUGGUAAAAAUCAUUUGGAAAUUACAUGCUAGAGUAUUUCGUGCGCAAAGGAACUUAAGUAACAUUAUGAACCAAAUGUAUGCUUGGGCAAUGAUGCCAGUUCUUUAUCGCAAAGACGCCAAAGAUGAAAAUUUGUUAUUACUCGCUGACAAGGACGACAGAUUCGCGGAACGAUUUACGGAAAUUGAGGCCACGGCUGAACAUCUCGACCAAGUAUUGAAAGAAAAUUAUAAAUUGUUCUUUGACUUGCUGCCAGAUAACAUCUAUGAUAAAGAAGAGUUAGAAUUAUUAGACGGCUGGACGAGGAAAUAACCGAAGAAAUGGAAUCACCGGAAGAGCAAGAACAAGUAGAAGAAGAAGAGGAAGUUGACGAAGAAACGUUAGCAAUGAGACAUGAAAAAUGGCAGCCUUAUUUAUCCUACGUUGACACGUUGAUUUCCAAAGGUCUUAUUCAAGCUGUCUCUACCAGAAUCUUACUAUUACUUUUCGGCCAUCAGUGGAAGUAGAUGAUCCAGAAGGUUUCUAUGUCUUCUUCGAAUCGCUUCUGCUUGAAAUGAUGAAAAUGGGUACUCUCAUACCACGCAUCGAUCCUGAACUACACGAAAAUCAAGAAAAUUAUGCAAAAUACGAAAUAUAUUCGUGGUUGUGGACGGACGAUAAGCAAGAAUAUUUGUCCUAUUUUGUAAGGUUUUCGCAAUACGUAAGCCCCGAGCAAAGAGAGAUGAUCAAACAACAUCCGGAUUAUAUUCCAGACAACGUGAAAGAAAAGAGACCAAGUUUAACAGACUUUAAACGGGAAAUCGAUUAUUUCAUGAGCCAGUACAACAAGUGCGAUCAACUUCCAGACAGAGAAAUAUUUUGCCGAUGGUUGAAACUCGACGUAAAACCUUUCAAGCAAACGUUGUUGAACAUCAUUUGCAAAUGGGCAAACGUGCUGAAGGAUUAUUUGGUCAAUCGUAUUACCACCCAAUUAAAGGAUUUAUCAGAAUUCUUAAAAGCAGCGAUGGAAGACUUCUCACGUCCUAUACAUGAAGAUGAUUAUGAAGCCCUUUUAGAUACUAUAUAUUAUUUAAAGGAAGUCAGAGAUCGUCAAUACGAAAUUGAAGACAUGUUCGAUCCCAUUAAGAAAACGAUAGAAUUGCUACAAAGUUACAACGUGUAUUUAGACGAAAAAAUCUUUAAUUGGCUGGAAGAAUUGCCUGUUAGUUGGGAAAUAUUGAAAAAAGUAGCUGCUCAAGUGAAACAUGUCGUUCAACCUUUAAUGACUCGUCAAAUCGAUCUUUUGAAGAAGAGACUAAGUUAUUAUGAUUUUAAGCAACAACUUUAUAAAUAUCAUGAAUAUUUUCAUGAUACAAACAUUUUUAAGAUUCAAUUUUUGUAUUGCAGCCCAAUUUGUGAAAAUCCUUACGAGAGUCUGAACAAUUUACAUGAAGAAAUUUUGAAGUUCCUGAGCGAAGAAAAAGAUUUACGUGAUCAGACUGUCAUUUUCGAGCAGGAAAUGCCUGAGUUUAGGAUAACAAAACAGAUACAAAAAGAGAUGCAACUUUUGAAAAUUGUAUGGGAUUAUGUAAAUGUCAUUACAACUUCCCUAAAUGAGUGGAAAAAAACUAUGUGGAAGAAACUAGAUGUCGAAUGGAUGGAUCAAGAAUGCAAGAAAAUCCUCAGAGAGUUAAGACAAUUGGACAAAGAUGUUCGCCCUUGGGAAUUGUACAGCAACGUCGAAGCACAAGUGAGGAACAUGAUGGCAUCAUUGAGAGCAGUCUCAGAAUUGCAGAAUCCAGCAAUUAGAGAUAGACAUUGGAGAGAAUUAAUGGCGGAAACAAAGGUAGUUAACAGUGGUAUCGUUAAUACCGAUUCCAUGGUAUUAUGGAAACUAUUUACUCGUUAUUGCGUAAAUCCUCUACGUUUCUAUGCUCAAGUUGCAGCAACUCGAUUACCAUACAUGGGAAAACAUAUUGUGCUUAUACUUGAACUCGUGGUAUUCAUCAUGACCGACACUACCACGUUGGAAGAUUUAUUAAAGUUACAAUUACAUAAGUAUGAAGAAGAAGUGAAAAAUAUUGUAGCUAAAUCAGUAAAGGAAAUGGCAAUGGAAAAGGUGUUGAAAGAACUUUACGACAUUUGGAGUACGCUUGAAUUUGGCAAAGAACUACACGACCGUACGAAAUUAUAUAUUCUUAAGAUCGAGGAAGAAAAUAUUGAAACUCUUGAGGAUAAUCAGGUGCAGCUACAAAAUAUGUUAGGUUCGAAAUUUGUCGGAUAUUUCCUCGAUGAAAUCCUUGACUGGCAGAGAAAAUUACGUACAGCAGAUGCCGUAAUUAAUGCAUGGUUCGAGGUACAACGAGCAUGGGGUUAUCUAGAAAGUAUUUUUAUUGGUUCUGAAGAUAUUAGGACUCAACUUCCAGAAGAAACGAAGCGCUUUGAAAAAAUUGACAGGGAGUUUAAAGAACUGCUAAGGGAAAUGUUGAGCAAUUUGAACAUCAUAAAAGCAACCUACCGGCCUAAACUUUUAGAAAAACUGGAAGAACUGCAAAUUCAAUUAAAUAUUUGCGAGAAAGCUUUGGCAGAUUACUUGGAAACAAAGAGAUUAAUUUAUCCCAGGUUUUAUUUUAUCUCCUCGGCAGAUUUACUUGAUAUAUUAAGCAACGGAAACAAUCCUGAAUUGGUCUGCAGACAUUUGUCAAAGCUGUACGAUUCUAUUGCGAAAUUAAAGUGGAAAAUGGAUGGCGAUAAGCCGACAAAACAUGCCAUAGUUAUGAUUGCCAAAGACGGUGAAAACAUGAGUAUUUACGGCACCUGUGAUUGUAGUGGAAAGGUGGAAGUUUGGUUGAACCAUGUAACAGAUGCAAUGAAGAGAUCGGUAAGAUACCACAUAUCCCAAGCGGUAACUACAUACGAUGAAAAGCCGCGAGAACAAUGGAUUUUCGAUCAUGAAGCUCAGCCCGCGCUAUGCGGAACUCAGAUUUGGUGGACUACAGAAGUGAACAUGGCCUUUUUGAGAUUAGAGGAAGGCUUCGAGAACGCGUUCAAAGAUUACCAGCGGAAACAAAUUAAUCAGUUGAACGCGUUAAUAGUGCUCCUCGGCGGGGAAUUAAGUGAUAGCGACAGAAGAAAAAUUAUGACAAUUUGUACGAUAGACGUACACGCAAGAGAUGUUGUAGCGAAAAUGAUCGCGAUGAAGGCGGACCAUUUUUCCAGUUUUCAGUGGCAAUCGCAACUUAGACACAGAUGGGACGAUAAAGUUGGUGAUUGUUUCGCUGACAUUUGCGAUGCAUCCUUCAAAUACAAUUAUGAAUAUUUGGGGAAUGUUCCACGAUUGGUAAUAACACCAUUGACCGAUAGAUGUUACAUCACUUUAACGCAAUCGUUACAUCUUAUAAUGGGUGGAGCACCCGCUGGUCCAGCUGGAACUGGAAAAACAGAAACCACGAAAGAUUUAGGAAGAGCGCUGGGCCAAAUGGUUUAUGUGUUUAAUUGUUCUGAGCAAAUGGAUUACAAGUCCUGUGGAAACAUUUACAAAGGUCUUGCUCAGGUAGGAGCAUGGGGUUGUUUCGAUGAAUUCAAUCGUAUUUCAGUGGAAGUGCUUUCAGUGGUGGCCGUACAAGUGAAAUCAGUCUUAGAUGGGGUAAAAAGCCGUAAACCGAUAUUUUUGUUCUUUGGAGAAGAACUUAAUCUCGUUCCUACCGUUGGAAUGUUUAUCACUAUGAAUCCCGGUUAUGCCGGUAGAACGGAAUUACCUGAAAAUCUGAAAACUUUGUUCAGGCCUUGCGCCAUGGUAGUUCCAGACUUUGACUUAAUUUGCGAGAUAAUGCUGGUGGCAGAAGGCUUUCAAGAAGCUAGAUUACUGGCAAGGAAAUUCAUAACACUGUAUCAGCUUUGUCGAGAACUCCUAUCGAAGCAGGACCACUAUGAUUGGGGUUUACGAGCAAUUAAAUCAGUUUUAGUAGUUGCUGGGAAAUUAAAGAGAGGCGAUCCUGAAAGAGCCGAAGAUCAAGUCUUAAUGAGAGCCCUCAGAGAUUUCAAUAUUCCGAAAAUUGUGACGGAUGAUGUACCAGUCUUUAUGGGACUUAUUGGUGAUUUGUUUCCCGCUUUGGACGUUCCACGAAAAAGAGAUCUUGAUUUUGAGUCAACAAUUCGUCAAUCAAUUUUGGAUCUUAAAUUACAACCAGAAGAUGGCUUUAUAUUAAAAGUUGUACAAUUGGAAGAAUUGCUUCAUGUUCGUCAUUCAGUUUUCAUUGUUGGCUUCGCUGGAACCGGAAAAACUGAAGUUUGGAAAACGCUUAAUCGAACGUACUUCAACCAACAAUUAAAACCAUAUUACAACGAUUUAAAUCCAAAAGCAGUGACUAACAACGAACUUUUUGGAGUUAUUAAUCCUGCAACGCGAGAAUGGACAGACGGAUUGUUCUCCGUGAUAAUGAGAGAUCAGGCAAACAUGACGGGAAACGAUCCAAAAUGGAUCAUUUUUGACGGCGACAUAGAUCCAAUGUGGAUUGAGUCAUUGAAUACUGUAAUGGAUGACAACAAAGUAUUAACUCUGGCUAGUAACGAAAGAAUCGCUUUAACGGCACAUAUGAGACUUCUCUUCGAGAUUUCAAAUCUUAGAUUUGCAAUUAGCUGGAUAGAAACGAGAGACCCAGCUGAAAGAGCAAACUUAACCAUUCUAUUCGAUAAAUAUGUCCCAUCCCUCAUAGAAGUAACAAAAUUUAAGUUUAAAAAAAUUACACCAUUGCCAGAAAUUUGCCACGUGGAAAUGCUUUGUAAAUUAUUAGACUAUUUUCUAGUCAAAGAAAACUGGUGGCAAAACGAAUUUAAAAGUAUUAAGUUUCCUGCUGGCAGCAAUGUAUUCAAUUUUUUCAUCGAAAAUGAAACAAGAAAAUUAGUUCCAUGGACUGAGAAAAUACGACCCUUUGAACUGAAUUCUGAUAUACCUCUUCAAUCCACUUUAGUGUCAACUGGAGAAACUGCACGUCUACACUUUUUCCUGGACGUUUUCAUACAACAACGUGUACCAGUAAUGCUAAUAGGCGCAGCAGGAUCAGGAAAAAGCGUAAUCAUUGCCGAGAAGCUUUCAUCCCUUCCCGACACUUAUAAUAUUGCCAGUGUGCCUCUUAAUUAUUAUACUACAUCUGAAAUGCUGCAAAGAAUCAUGGAAAAACAUUUGGAAAAAAAAACUGGUAGAAAUUACGGGCCACCUGGUAUGAAGAAAUUAAUUUAUUUUAUUGAUGAUAUGAAUAUGCCUGAAAUUGAUACCUACGGAACUGUCCAACCCCAUACACUUAUUAGACAACACAUUGACUACAAUCACUGGUAUAUAAAUAUUUUAAAUAUUUAA
Heterotrigona itama is the source of this 6763-nucleotide messenger RNA. Lineage: Eukaryota; Metazoa; Arthropoda; Insecta; Hymenoptera; Apidae. The record is from the annotation of a GenBank genome assembly.